CUCCCGCGUGAGUUCGCUACGCAGCGGUGUGGAGAGUGAGCCGCAGGCCUGGACCUCAGGGAACCGAGCCCACGCAGGUUUUCGCUUAGCUUCUGAAAUCUGUUUAAAGCAGUGAUUCAUCAUGCUCAAGUAGAGGACCUAAAGUCUGGCGGGUAGGGGUGCUCAGUAGUCUCAAACAUUUCAGAGCUGGGGGGAGGAGCGGUGAGAAAUACUUUCUGUAGAUUCCCACCCCCCCCUCGCCCCACCCCUCCGCGUGCAGCUUUGGACCGCUUUAUACAUUCGCAGAAUACCCAGCAGUAAUACCUUACUUGCCGACAGCGCACAGGACCCUUUUAAUAGUAUUUCUCAAGUAUUUGUUUACAGAGGAAGAAGCGAGGAAAAACUGAAGCGGUCCAAGCCGUGCUGCUGUAUCAGUGUAUAUUGUAGUUUAAAAACGAUCCAGAAAUUGUCACUAAAAGACCGUUUUUUAGUUUGUUGAUUUUUUUUUUUUUUGAGUCCGAUGUUUUUUAUCUUCAUUUUACUGGACAGAAGGGCCAAAAUACUGGCUGCCUGGUUCAGGACCGGACAUCUAGCCAGCCUACAGACUUGGAGCUUCAGAGUCAUGACUACAAAGGAGUCAGGAGGUGCCAAAGCAGAGUCGGCUCUCUCUUCAUCAGCCAAUGCGAGCAAGCGUGUGUCUGAAAAACCAAACUAUGCUCUGAAAUUUACUCUGGUGGGACAUACGGAAGCAGUAUCAUCAGUUAAGUUUAGUCCUAAUGGAGAAUGGCUGGCAAGUUCUUCUGCUGAUAAAGUAAUUAUAAUUUGGGGCGCCUAUGAUGGAAAACAUGAGAAAACACUUAAAGGACACAAUUUGGAAAUAUCAGAUGUUGCCUGGUCAUCAGAUUCCGGUCGUCUUGUUUCUGCCUCAGAUGAUAAAACUCUAAAGAUUUGGGAUGUGAGAUCUGGAAAAUGUUUGAAAACGCUUACAGGGCACAGUGAUUAUGUUUUUUGCUGUAAUUUCAAUCCACCAUCUAACCUCAUCAUUUCAGGAUCUUUUGAUGAGAGCAUGAAAAUAUGGGAGGUGAAAACAGGAAAGUGCCUUAAGACUUUGUCUGCUCAUUCCGACCCAGUUUCUGCUGUUCACUUUAAUUGUAGCGGGUCCUUGAUAGUGUCAGGUAGCUAUGAUGGUGUCUGUCGAAUCUGGGAUGCUGCAUCAGGUCAGUGUUUAAAAACACUUGUUGAUGAUGAUAACCCUCCUGUCUCUUUUGUAAAAUUUUCUCCAAAUGGUAAAUAUAUUCUCAUUGCAACUUUGGACAAUACUCUUAAACUAUGGGAUUACAGCAGAGGCAGAUGCCUGAAGACAUAUACUGGUCACAGGAACGAGAAAUACUGCAUAUUUGCCAGUUUCUCAGUUACUGGUGGAAAGUGGAUUGUGUCUGGUUCAGAGGAUAACCUGGUUUACAUUUGGAACCUUCAGACUAAAGAGAUUGUACAGAAAUUACAAGGCCAUACAGAUGUCGUAAUCUCAGCAGCUUGUCAUCCUACAGAAAACAUCAUUGCAUCAGCAGCAUUAGGAAAUGACAAAACAGUUAAAUUAUGGAUGAGUAAUUAAACCCUUUAGAAAUCAAGUAGUAGAGUCAAAUCGGCCAAAAAAAAAAAAAAAA
Messenger RNA from Balaenoptera musculus (blue whale), 1643 nucleotides. It is a transcript of the gene WDR5B, whose product is annotated as WD repeat domain 5B. The record is from RefSeq and is a predicted model, not a curated record. Bases 500 to 1591 code for a protein of 363 amino acids. The transcript has a single exon. Gene Ontology annotation, molecular function: protein binding. NCBI's taxonomy places the organism in Eukaryota, Metazoa, Chordata, Mammalia, Artiodactyla, Balaenopteridae.